CAAGGUGAACAACACUGCAUUCAUACGUACACCGUCGCCGAUAAGGAGCGAGGGAGGAGGGGCGCCGGCCGAGGAGGAUGGGUCUAUCAGGCGCCGUGCAGUGGUGGGAUGAGUGGCAGCUGCGCGUUCUCGUGCUGGGCAGCCUCUUCGUCCAGUACCUGCUCUUCUUCUCCUCCGUGGUGCGCAGGCGUGCUCCUCCGUCUUGGCUCAGGCUGGUAUUCUGGCUCGCCUACCUAGGCGGUGACGCUCUGGCGAUAUACGCCCUGGCCACGCUCUUCAACCGCCACAAGCAGCAGGAGCAGCUCGCCGCUGGCCUGGAGGUGCUGUGGGCGCCUGUCCUCCUCAUCCACCUCGGGGGGCAGCACCUGAUGACCGCCUACAGUAUCGAAGACAACGAGCUAUGGAGGCGACAAGCCAUCACCAUGGUGUCACAGGCAUGGUUCUCACUUUCAGUGUUAUCUCGUCGAAUUUCGAAAGUUUCAUUAAUUUUGUUACACACUGAAAUAAUUGUUAUUUUAGCGACUUUGGUAGUACACCGAAUUCAGGUAGUUUUCUAAAAAAAUCAUAAUAUUUGCUUAGUCAAACUCAAUUGAAAAUUUCAGUCUUUUGGCCGAAAAGAAAACCAAAAAUUACUGAAUUUCUGUGAAAGUGAGAACCAAGCCUGUGACUAAAGUGGCAACCGCUGAAAUAUUUCUAAAACUAUGGUCACAGGUCGUGGUCGCCCUCUACGUCUUUUGCAAGUCAUGGCCUGGCGGGCAGAAGAGGUUACUGCAGGCCGCGAUCUUGUUGUUCGUCGUCGGGAUUUUUAGAUCCAUCCAGAAGCCAUUGGCUAUGAAGAGCGCCAGUAUUAGUAACAUAGUCUCUUCUUUGUCACUAUCCCCGAGGGAGCAAAACGAGCUCGCAUGGGUCUGCGAAAAAUUAUGCUAUUGCUCAUUCCCGGGAAUUUUAUACAUAACUACAGAAGAAGAAAAAGCUAAACAGGAGGACAUCUCGCUUGAAGAAUUUGUACAAGAAGCAAUCAGGAGUUUGCCAAGUUGGCCAGUGAUCAAGACCAAGCUGAACUCAUAACAUCAUGUGAUCCGUGGGCGGUUAAUGUCUCCCAGCCGCUGGUAGACAUAUCAGCUCUAUACUCUGACCGGAUAAAAAACCUACAACAUUUUAUGGCCCUUGAUUACCAACAUGCCCAUAGUAUGUCGAGAGAACAGCUUACUGAGUUGUUUUUGUUCCUCUACACAAAACUACCUAACAUAGUGGUUUGCUUUUUCUGUUGUCAUCUUUGGCUUCCAUUCUUGACCUUAGCUUCUGCCGUCCUCUUCUCCACAUACCACAAAUAUCAUGAAUACAACGCAACAGAUGUCAAGGUAACUUACAUCUUGUUUUGGUCGACCGCGUUGCUGGAUUUCCUAUUCCUCUUCAUCAGUGUUUUCAUCAUGGAGAUGGAAACAGAAAAGGUUUCGCAACAUAACCUCUUGUCAUUUUGUGCUCGUAAGAAGCGACCCACUUUUCUUAUGAAGCUUGCCACACUUGUCUGCUACAAAGACUAUGUUAACAUGCAUUGUUAUAUAGAACAUGCACCAACAACGUCCUCACUCCAAGUUGUAGAGUUGGUUCAUGGAUAUGUUACGGAUGGUUGGAAAGGAUACAUCCAUGACGCUGCUAGCUACAAGAGAUUCAACCUCCACAGGGGGCAGUGGGCUCUAAGGCAUCAACGUCAUCUUCGGUGGAGCUUGAAUAUGCCAUUUGACAGAAGUGUCCUUCUCUGGCGCAUCGCCAUAGACAUAUGCUUUCACCACCAGAGCACAACCCCUCGCGGCAGAGAGUGCGCCGCCCGGAGCAGGGUGAUAUCGAACUACAUGACAUACUUGCUCUCCAUUCGUCCAGAAAUGCUUAUACCCGGGUCCAGGAUUGGCAUCUUCACCAUUGCAUGUGAAGAUAUCGAGCUCAUGCUAGGCGACAAUUCUGCACUGCAUGACGAAAGAGGACUUGCGCAGGGAAUUCUUUCCAGGGCGCAGCAACCUUCUUUAUUAGAUAACACCAGCAUAAUAGGAACAGCAUGCAGGCUUGCUAAAAUGUUGAUGGAGCUACAAGAUGAACUGGAGAUGUGGGAGGUGGUCCAGGGGGUAUGGGUGGAGAUGUUGUGCUACUCUGCCAGCAGGUGCAGAGGAUACUUGCACGCCAAGAACAUGAGUGAAGUUACGGAGCUUCUCACCCGUGUAUGGUUCUUCUUAAUAUCCAUGGGGAUGGAGACAUUGGCCGACAGGUUUCAGAAGUCAGAGUAUCUCGAAACCAAGGAAGAAAACGCUGAAGAAGAUGAUAAUGAUGGUGAAAACAGAGUCGUCGUGGAGCGCAAGAUUAAUAUGCCCAUCU
Molecule: messenger RNA, 2367 nt
Organism: Triticum urartu
Lineage: Eukaryota; Viridiplantae; Streptophyta; Magnoliopsida; Poales; Poaceae
Source: RefSeq, a predicted model, not a curated record